Molecule: messenger RNA, 2728 nt
Organism: Lethenteron reissneri (Far Eastern brook lamprey)
Lineage: Eukaryota; Metazoa; Chordata; Hyperoartia; Petromyzontiformes; Petromyzontidae
Gene: SLC25A32
Product: solute carrier family 25 member 32
Biological process (GO): transmembrane transport; nucleotide transport
Source: RefSeq, a predicted model, not a curated record
CCACCACACUUCGCCACCCACUGCUGGGUGAAGGCUCCACGGGCUGUCGCCAUCUCUCUGGGCCCCCCCGCGAUGAUUCCGCAGUCUCUGCCUCGAGAUGAUGCCACUGCUCCAUCUCCACGUCGGGCUGACUCUCGAUCGGCGCUCUCACCGCUGCGCCCCGUGUUCGAUUCCCUGUCAGGAAACACUUUUUGUUUGACUAAACCCGUUAAAUAUUUACUUUGAGAAGAAAUGUAAACGUUCCUAUUAUUAACAAAAACCCCGUAUUCACUGUGUUCAUGAAAAGUUAUAGAUUUCGUUAAUAAUGUAUAGCGAUACAUUGACGAUUGCUACCGCUCAUAGCUCAAGGUUUCCUCUUGUACCGUACGGUAUUCAAAUGUUGCCAUUCGAUUAAUUAUUGAUCACUUGGGGGGAGGAGGGGGUCAUUGGAGCCCCGGAACUCUUUCUCUGCUGCGCGUUUCCUGGGGCCGCGGUCCGAGGGAUCCGGGUCCGGGAAGAACGCGUGGUCGAGAUUCCUCGUGACAGCAGCGACAGCGCGGGUCGAGAUUCGGCUCCUGCGACUCUCUCUCAGAUCAGCUGCCGAAUCCCGCAUCUCGGGCGCUGCUUUGCGCGUCUUCCCCCCCGCCUCUCCCAUCGUCGCCUAUGUCCCCACUCGCUCAGCCGCUGCGCUGUCCUCCGGGCUGGCCCUGGUCUCCUCUCGGCGUUCUCUGAGCUGACGCCCUCGCAGCGCUCCGCUCGUACUUCGCUCUCCAGAAGAUCCCAUGGCUCCCGUGGCUCCCGUGGCCCAGGCGCAGCCGCGGGGCGCGGGCCCCGAGGGGCUCCUGGGGGCCCCGGGCGCGCUGCGCCGCGUGCUGGAGCUCGUCCGCCUGGAGAACCUGGUGGCCGGGGUGAGCGGCGGGGUCCUCUCCACCGUGGCCCUGCACCCUCUCGACCUCGCCAAGAUUCGCCUCGCUGUGAGCGAUGGGCUGGCGGGGCGGCCUCGCUACACGGGGCUGGCGCACUGCCUGCGCAGCGUGUGGACGCGGGAGGGGGUCCGAGGCCUCUACCAGGGGGUCACCCCCAACAUGUGGGGCGCCGGCGCCUCGUGGGGUCUCUACUUCUUCUUCUACAACGCCAUUAAGGCGCACAAGCAGGAGGGCACGGAGGGGCCGCUCAGCGCCGGGCAGCACCUCGUCUCUGCUGCACAAGCAGGUGCCAUGACGCUGUGCGUAACGAACCCCGUGUGGGUGGUGAAGACGCGACUGGUGCUGCAGUACGAAGCGGGCGGUGGCACGGUGCCCCGGCGCUAUCGCGGCAUGGUGCAUGCGCUUGUGCUCAUCGCACGUGAGGAGGGAGUGCGAGGCCUCUACCGGGGAUUUGUGCCGGGCCUAAUUGGCACGUCUCACGGAGCGCUGCAGUUCAUGGCGUAUGAAGAGCUCAAGUCUGGCUACAACGUUCGCCGGGGACGGCCUCCCGCCGCCAAGCUGGAGACGAUGGAGUACCUAGGCAUGGCGGCACUCUCCAAGCUGUUUGCCGUAUCGGCCACGUACCCAUACCAGGUGGUCCGGGCACGCCUGCAGGACCAGCACACGCACUACCGUGGCGUGUGGGAUGUUGUGAGUCGGGCGUACAGAAACGAGGGGAUGCUGGGAUUCUACAAAGGGAUUGUGCCCAACCUCCUGCGUGUCACCCCCGCGUGCUGCAUCACCUUUGUUGUCUUCGAAAACGUCUCCAGCUUCCUGUCGACAAUGCGGCACUGAGACCUCACCACCGGCCUCGGGGCCUUUGAGCCGUGGGCGGCUGGUACUGGACCGCCCACGAGACUGCAGCGUCGUCACUGGCCAGAGUGGGUGCCACACGAGGUCUCGGGAAUGUGUGGCAGCCACAAGACCGGCACGAGACCGACGUGAACAGAGAGUUGAGCGGCGCUGCCUACUUCUAGCUUGUGCUGCUGGUGGGGGACGCUCGCUGUAGGGCGCAAUGCCUUUUGAGGCUAGUCGAGCAAGGUGGAAAUUAUCGCUGAAACGCACAACUCAAGAUUGUCUGGGGUUGAUAUUUUUUGUAUCCUUUACCUCCCUACGCCUGUGAUGAACCCAAUCAACUCGCCAAACUAAGGCACUUUUCAGCUGUAAUUUUUGGCAGUGGUGUGUUGGCUGCUAUUUUCGUGUAUGUUGUGAUGUAGCAAUUGGUGGCUGAUGGUUGCGGCCUUGUGUGGUGCAAGGGUACUUCAAAGUGAGUCCUGAUAGCACAACCUCGAGAGAGAGAGAGCACAUGCCCAUUGUGUGACUGAGUGCAAAGGGCUGUGCAGCUGUCCUGCGACACAUGCUGCUGCACCCCAGCCACUGAGCUGACAGCCAUCGACUCGGUACAAUUCUAUUUAACCUAUUUUGUAAUUAUAAUUGAACAUUUUAGCGCACUUGGCUUCCAUCAAUAAGUAUAUUUAAAUAUCUUUGUAAAUCACCCUUAAUUUAUCUUUGACUUAAGAAUGUGUGCGGACUCGUAACUCGUAUCAAACUGCCCGUAUUAAUGUCAGGGCGAUGUGAAAGUGAUCGAAAAAGCCCUUUCACGUAUCGGCGGUGGAGGGGAAUGAUUCUAAACACUAAAGCUGGACACUCUUGGUCCUGAAGAUUGCUGUUGUCAUACACAAAGGAUGUAUGCAGAAGCGUCUGAUCUGUAGACGCGCCUUCUACGUCAAUGCCGAGUUGUGUGCUCGCGUGUUUUGGUAAUAAACGUGGAAUUGCCGACCCGG